Drosophila biarmipes is the source of this 1896-nucleotide messenger RNA. Its product is annotated as venom protease. Bases 46 to 1779 code for a protein of 577 amino acids. NCBI's taxonomy places the organism in Eukaryota, Metazoa, Arthropoda, Insecta, Diptera, Drosophilidae. The transcript has 7 exons. The record is from RefSeq and is a predicted model, not a curated record. Gene Ontology annotation, molecular function: serine-type endopeptidase activity. Gene Ontology annotation, biological process: proteolysis.
GCGAGCACGCAUAAACGGAUACGGUUGCGGUUGCGGAUCGGAGAGAUGGUUCUGCUGGACGAGUUCUGUGUGAAGGUGUACUUCUGGCCAUUCCUGUCCUACUUGGCCAGCAUCAAGGGCUGGUGUCCGCUGUAUCCGCCAGGUUACUAUCCCAUUUAUGCGCUACCACCGCCGCCGCCGCCGCAGGGACCACCGUUUUCUCCGCUGCCGCCGCAGCCGCUCCAGCCGAUUGGUCCACUAAUACCGCCUCAACCGGCUUUUCCGUCCACACCUGCAGUGAUCCCGACGUUCCAGCCCACGCCCCCGAAUCCCCAGACGCCGGUGACGCCGCCCCUGAUCACGACCAGCAGCAGUACCACCACCAUUUCCACGACCACGGGUGUGACCACCACCAGUACGGCUGGCAGCACUCUGCCCGUGCCGCCGGCCACUUGUCCAUCACAGCCGCUGGUCUGCCUGCCCGGCGGAUCGCGCCCGCUGCCCAACUGCCCGUGCAUCGAUCCCCGCCAGCAGCAGAACUCCCCGACGCCCUCGUCCACAGGUCCACAGACCGGUUCGGAUAUGAUGAUUUUCAUGCCGCUCAAUUCCGGCCGUAGGCGGCGUCGGCGCCGAAGACCCCAGUCCUGCCAAGACGCCCGAUCCCGGCCUGGAAGCUGCCUGCCCCUGACCUCCUGUCCCCAGCUCAUGGAUGAGUACCAGGGCCAGGGCAACGCGUUCCACACCUUUCUGGGCCAGUCCAUCUGCGGCUUCGAUGGCUCCUCUUUCAUGGUUUGCUGCGCCUCGGAUAGAGCAGGAAAUGCCAGGAGCAGGAAGGAUCUAUUUGCGACCACCGCUGCUCCCUUUGGCUUUUUUCAUUUCUCGCCGUUGAGUGGAGGAUCCACUGUCACCCCGAUGGUUUUCCAGCCCACUCCGCCCCUGAACCAGGUGGUGAGCCCCCUCUUUAACCCACAACCUCCUGCCCCACCUCCACCGCCACAGAAUGCUCAACGCUCGGGCACCGAUUGUGGCAUUAGUGGUGCCACUUCCAAUCGAGUUGUGGGUGGAAUGGAGGCUCGAAAAGGAGCGUAUCCCUGGAUAGCUGCCCUCGGCUACUUUGAGGAGACGAAUCGGAAUGCUCUGAAGUUCCUCUGCGGUGGCAGUUUGAUCCAUUCGCAUUACGUGGUCACCUCGGCGCACUGCAUCAACCCCAUGCUGACUUUGGUGCGACUGGGAGCCCAUGAUCUCUCCAAGCCAGCCGAGCCGGGGGCAAUGGAUUUCCGUAUCCGUAGGACUGUGGUCCACGAGCACUUCGACCUCAACUCCAUAUCGAAUGAUAUAGCCUUGAUUGAGCUGAAUGGAGUGGGUACAUUGCCAGGUAACAUAUCACCCAUUUGCCUGCCCGAGGCCGCCAAGUUCCUGCAGCAGGACUUUGUGGGCAUGAAUCCCUUCGUGGCCGGCUGGGGGGCAGUGAAGCAUCAGGGAGCCACCUCGCAGGUGCUGCGCGACGCCCAGGUGCCCAUUGUAGCUCGGCAGAGCUGCGAGCAGAGUUACAAGUCCGUGUUCCAGUUCGUCCAGUUCAGUGACAAGGUGCUGUGCGCCGGCAGCUCGAGCGUGGACGCCUGCCAGGGGGAUUCCGGUGGACCACUCAUGAUGCCCCAGCUGGAGGCCAAUGUCUACAGGUUCUACCUACUCGGCCUGGUUUCCUUUGGCUAUGAGUGUGCCCGGCCAAAUUUUCCGGGAGUCUACACGAGAGUCGCCUCCUACGUUCCUUGGAUCAGGAAACACAUAUCCGCGGCUUAGACCAUGACACAUCCUAAAUCGGCUAGCUAUCUGCGAUGUGUCAUUCAAAUUGAGGGCACUUAACAAAUACUUGGGUUUAAAUCCUAAAUCCCGCACACACAUACCCACCGCAAUUUC